Molecule: messenger RNA, 2437 nt
Organism: Tripterygium wilfordii
Lineage: Eukaryota; Viridiplantae; Streptophyta; Magnoliopsida; Celastrales; Celastraceae
Product: protein S-acyltransferase 24
Exons: 13
Coding region: 242-2131 (629 amino acids)
Biological process (GO): protein palmitoylation
Cellular component (GO): Golgi membrane
Molecular function (GO): palmitoyltransferase activity; protein binding
Source: RefSeq, a predicted model, not a curated record
AGGGAAGAGAUUGGGUUCGCGUCGACUUGCUCUAUAUUCGAAGCGACCCAGUCAACACGGACCACCUAUCAACCCUUCUAUUCUAACUCUGUUUCCAGGAAAACCCUAGCGUCAACAUUGCGAGUCCUCGACGAUCAAUUAGCGAAAUUGAGAGGAAUAUUUUGCAUAGAAAGUCAACGACGAGCGGGAAAGAGGAGUACUUGAAUCGGAUUACGAGGGGGUGAGUGACUUCUCAUAGGAAAUGUCGUCGGAGAUCGAGGUCGUUGAGGAGGUGCAAUCGGAGAAUCGCGAGUCGAAUUUUGCGCCUACAGUUGAGGCGAAUGGAGGUGUUGGUGAUGACAGCUUGAGAAAUGAUGUGUACACGGCGGCUGCGUACGGGGAUAUGGAGAAGCUCCAGAGAUUGGUUGGGAGUGAGGGCUGCUCGGUUUCGGAGCCUGAUGGGUUGGGCUACUACGCCCUUCAAUGGGCUGCGCUUAAUAAUCGAACUGCUGCUGCUCAGUUUAUCAUUGAGCAUGGAGGAGAUGUAAAUGCUGUAGAUCACACUGGACAAACUGCAUUGCAUUGGAGUGCUGUUCGGGGUGCAAGUCAAGUAGCAGAGCUUUUACUUCAAGAGGGUGCUCGGGUGGAUGCUGUCGAUAUGUAUGGUUAUCAGACAUCACAUGUUGCAGCUCAAUAUGGUCAGACAGCUUUCCUCUAUCAUAUUGUCUCAAAAUGGAAUGCUGAUCCUGAUGUCCCUGAUAAUGACGGAAGAACUCCCUUACACUGGGCUGCUUACAAAGGUUUUGCUGAUUGCAUACGUCUUCUCUUAUUUUUGGAUGCAUAUAGAGCACGCCAGGACAAAGAGGGAUGCACUCCUCUCCAUUGGGCCGCUAUUAGGGGUAACUUAGAGGCCUGCACAGUGUUGGUUCAGGCUGGCAAGCAGGAGGACUUGAUGGUGACUGAUAACACAGGCCUUACACCAGCACAGCUUGCUGCUGAUAAGAAUCACAGACAAGUUGCCUUUUUCCUUGGAAAUGCAAGGAGGUUGCUUGAGAAACGUUGUGAUGGGAACAGCCGCCUGGGAAGACUUUCAAAAUUAGGACUGGCGCCCAUACUUUGGUUCAUAAUCUUGCUGCUACUGAUGACCUAUAUUCAUUCUGUCAUCAUGGCAUCAAAUCUGCCAAAGUUAACAGGUGGAUUUGGCCUUUUUGCAUGGUUGGGUGUUUUCCUAGCAACUGCCGGACUUUUUUUGUUUUAUAGGUGCAGCAGAAAGGAUCCAGGUUACAUCAAAAUGAAUGUGCAUGAUUCGCAGAAUGUCAAAGACGAUGAACCUUUGUUGAAGAUUGAGAUAAACAAUCCUGCUUUAUCAGCUGGAAAUUGGUCUCAGCUCUGUGCAACUUGCAAGAUUGUGAGACCUCUUCGGGCAAAGCACUGUUCUACUUGUGAUCGUUGUGUUGAACAAUUUGAUCAUCAUUGUCCGUGGGUAUCCAAUUGCAUUGGCAAGAAAAACAAGUGGGAUUUUUUCCUGUUUCUUGUGCUAGAAGUUUCUGCGAUGUUGAUAACUGGCACAGUGGCUCUUUCAAGAGUUUUGAGUGAUCCUUCAGCUCCAUCUGCAUUUGGAUCAUGGAUAAACCAUGCCGCCAUUCACCAAACUGGUGCUCUAUCGUUUGUAAUGGUUGAUUUCUUCCUCUUCUUCGGUGUGGCAGUUCUAACUGUGGUACAAGCUUCUCAGAUAUCACGCAACAUAACAACAAAUGAAAUGGCAAACGCAAUGCGAUAUAGCUAUCUCCGAGGUCCAGGUGGUCACUUUAGAAAUCCGUAUGAUCACGGUUUCAGGAAGAACUGUUCUGACUUUUUGAUUAGAGGCUACAAUGAGGAUGUGGAAUAUGGUGAAGAUUCAGCACAUUCUGAGGGGAUCGGGUUGAUGAAUAUGUCAAGAAACUCAAACUUGCAAAACGGAGAUACCCAUUUACAACGUGCAAAUGGUGAUGGCCAUGUUGCUAUCAACAUGGCCAGUAAAAUCCAUCAGGGUCAUGUACAUUCAUCUCAUUGCAACCACAACAAUGCUGGGAAAUCAAAAACCGAUGGCGUCCCAUUAGGCUUAGGUCUUGGCCUAGGCCGGAGUUCCACUCGUUCUGUUUCAGCUUCAUGACAUUGUGUUUGUCUGAGACAGACAAAGAUGAAAUUCAUGUUUAAUGUGUACCAUAAGCACACAUCAGAUGUAGCUGCUUGUAAUCUAAUUUGUUGUCUUUAUUCUUAAAAGGUGCUUGGUUUACAUUCAAUUUCUGUUUCAGAAUUAGGCUGCAGUGUUUUCGUUCUUUGAAAUUACUCGAGUGGAAGAGAUCCAUCGUCAAAUGUAAUAGUUUUUGAAUGGAAGAGCCGAUCUGCUAUAACUCUGUAUACCCAGGAAGCCGCCAUUGAGAGAGACAAUCCACUAAGGACCUCCAUUUUUGUUCCA